Molecule: messenger RNA, 1575 nt
Organism: Notothenia coriiceps (black rockcod)
Lineage: Eukaryota; Metazoa; Chordata; Actinopteri; Perciformes; Nototheniidae
Gene: sdr42e1
Product: short chain dehydrogenase/reductase family 42E, member 1
Exons: 3
Coding region: 116-1276 (386 amino acids)
Biological process (GO): steroid biosynthetic process
Molecular function (GO): oxidoreductase activity, acting on the CH-OH group of donors, NAD or NADP as acceptor
Source: RefSeq, a predicted model, not a curated record
AGCACGGACCAAGGAAGUGCACGCCGGUGCUUGUAGUAGAGUUUUAAAAACGUGAUAUUCAACUCACAUUUACCUCUUGUUCUACUCAGCGUAUGAUCAGAUUCUUCCUCCUGCAAUGACAAAUGCACGAACAGACACGUUUUUGAUAACUGGGGGAUGUGGCUAUUUUGGUUAUCGCCUGGCAUGCUCCCUGCAUAAAAAAGGAGCCAAAAUCAUCCUGUUCGACACAAUCUCUCCAAAGCAAGAGCUGCCAGAGGACAUUGUGUUUGUUCAAGGAGAUAUUCGUGAGUAUGCACAAGUUGAGAAGGCCAUGGCUGGUGCAGACUGUGUAUUCCACCUGGCCUCCUAUGGCAUGUCUGGCAGGGAGCAGCUGAACCGGCACCUGAUCGAGGCGGUGAACGUUCAGGGCACACAGAACGUCCUGCAGGCCUGCAUUGAGCACGGAGUGUCCCGGCUCGUUUACACCAGCACCUUUAACGUGGUGUUCGGAGGCCAAGUGAUAGAGAACGGGGAUGAAAGCCUCCCUUAUCUUCCUCUGCACCUCCACCCCGACCACUACUCCAGAACCAAGUCUAUGGCGGAGAUGGCAGUGCUGAAAGCUAACGGCACAGCUCUGAAGGAAGGUGCCGGGGUGCUGAGAAGCUGUGCUCUGCGUCCUGCAGGGAUCUACGGGCCGGGCGAGCAGAGGCACCUGCCCAGGGUAGUUGGCUACAUAGAGAAGGGGAUCUUCAGGUUUGUGUACGGAGAUCCUAAGAGUUUGGUGGAGUUUGUGCAUGUGGACAACCUGGUGUCUGCACAUGAGCUCGCAGCGGAGGCUCUGACCUCAGAGAAGCAGCACCGAUCUUCUGGCCAGGCCUACUUUAUCUCAGAUGGCAAGCCCGUCAACAACUUUGAGUUCUUCAGACCUCUAGUUGAGGGUUUAGGGUAUCCUUUCCCCAAACUGCGCCUUCCCGUCUCUCUCAUCUACUUUGUGGCCUUCCUCACAGAGAUGAUUCACCUCCUCAUCGGGCCCGUCUAUAACUUCCAGCCCCUGUUGACACGUACAGAGGUGUAUAAGACCGGCGUGACACAUUACUUCAGCAUGGCCAAAGCCAAGGAGGAGCUCGGUUAUGAGCCCCAGGAGUACAACCUGGAUGAGGUGGUGCGAUGGUUCAGAAGCAGAGGCCAUGGGAAGAAAUCUCAAAGCUCCGUCUUCGGUCGAUUGAUACUGGACUUCCUGAUUUGUGCUGCCCUUGUUGCUGUGGCUCUGUCUUUUCUUCCAUUUGUUGGCAGUUGAUAAGCAGCUAAACAAAACAAAUCAGGCGUCUUAAGAUCCAUGGACACAUUUGAUUACAUAAUCAGUCGGUACAUGGCAGGUGCUUCAGACUUAAACACACCUUUUUAUACAGCCAACAAAUGUGAACAUAAGUAAAUGGUCUCUGUACCUUAAAGUCUUAAUUUAACAUCCUAUAUGGCUGUUGUUAGAAAUACUACCUCUUUUUACCAUAAGCUUCGAAAUAAUACAGACAUGUUUUCUGAUGCUGCUUUUGUGGAGCUGUAAUAAAUAAAAUACAAAAGAAUGUUCUGAAAACUAUA